GGUCUAUAAAAAAGGCGACGGAUGAUGUUUGGGUCUUCAGUUGCAGAUCAAAGAGCGACGUGAAAGAAAAUGCUUGCCUUUUCAAAGAUUCUGUGCGCAGUGGCAGUGGUGGCCGUUCUAGUGUCGUCGAUUGACGCCACCAAAAAAGGACGAGGCAGAGGCAGAAGUGGUGGCUAUGGCGGUAGUAGCAUGAUGAGUUCCUACGUUCAGUCAUCCCAAGUCUACGGACAGGUGAUGUGCAUGGUACCGUGCGGAGGAGGUGGUGGCGGGUACAACACGAUGCAAUCGGGUGGUGGUCACGGGGGUGGCUACGGGGGUGGUCAGCCAGCUCGUCCGAUGACCGGAAACAGUUACGGGGGCGGUGGGCAUUCUCCUCGUCCCACUUUAGCUAGUUCCGGAUAUGGAAGCUCCCAAGGUGGAUACGGUUCAGCUCCUCGUCCAGCUGCUCCUCGUCCAUCGGGAAAAGGUAAAGGCCAAUCUCGUCCGAUGACUGGAGGAUACGGGGGGCAGGCCGCUGCUUCGUCAACUGGUUACGGAGGUGGCCAUGCCGCUGUAGCUCCAGCUGCUCCUCGUCCAGCCGGUUACGGUGGUCAGUCUGCAGGUCACGCAGCUCGUCCCGCAGCAAGUGGAUAUGGUGGACAAUCUGCAGGUCACGCAGCUCGUCCCGCAGCAGGUGGAUAUGGUGGACAAUCUGCUGGGCAUGUAGCUCCCGCUCCUUCUGCAGGCUAUGGUGGACAACAUGCAGCUCCCUCAGCUGGAGGCUAUGGUGGUGUUCCUUCUGCUGGAGGACACGGUAGUCGCCGCGCUCCCGCUCCGGCUUCCGGAGGCUAUGGUGGACAACAUGCAGCUCCCUCAGCUCCUUCUCACGCAGCUCCUGUUCACGUUGCACCCGCUCCGGCUUCCGGAGGAUAUGGUGCUGGAGCAUCUGCUCCUUCUGCUGGAGGCUAUGGUGGUGUUCCUUCUGCUGGAGGACACGGUAAUCGCCCCGCUCCCGCUCCGGCUUCCGGAGGCUAUGGUGGACAACACGCUGCUCCCUCAGCUCCUUCUCACGCAGCUCCCGUUCACGUAGCUCCGGCUCCGUCUUCCGGAGGAUACGGUGCUGGGGCAUCUUCUUCUUCUGCUGGAGGCUAUGGUGGUCAUGCGGCUCCCGCAGCUCCUGUUCACGCAGCUCCUGUUCACGCAGCUCCUGUUCACGCAGCUCCUGUUCACGCAGCUCCUGUUCAAGCAGCUCCCGCUCAGGCUUCCGGAGGAUAUGGUGCUGGAGCAUCUGCUCCUUCAGCUGGAGGCUAUGGUGGUGUUCCUUCUGCUGAAGGACACGGUAAUCGCCCCGCUCCGGCUUCCGGAGGCUAUGGUGGACAACACGCUGCUCCCUCAGCUCCUUCUCACGCAGCUCCCGUUCAUGUAGCUCCCGCUCCGGCUUCCGGGGGAUAUGGUAGUGCAGCAUCUUCUUCUUCUGGAGGCUAUGGCGGACAUGUGGCUCCCGCAGCUCCUUCUCACGGAGCUCCCAUGACUGGUGGGCAUGGUGCUAGCCAAGGUGCUUCUUUAGGAGCCAGUUAUGGUCGUUAAGUUAACAGCAGCAGAUCUUCACCAAUACUAUUUAGCUCUGUCGAUUGUAUAAAGAGUUAUCCCCAACAAGUGCCUAUUCAGACGUUUAUAAGCCAUCAAUUAAUGUAAAUCAAUCCUGCAUAUGAAUACAAAUUUUUGAAAAUCUA
Messenger RNA from Daphnia pulicaria, 1712 nucleotides. RefSeq names its product glycine-rich cell wall structural protein 1.0-like. Lineage: Eukaryota; Metazoa; Arthropoda; Branchiopoda; Diplostraca; Daphniidae. The record is from RefSeq and is a predicted model, not a curated record. The transcript has 6 exons. The coding region runs from base 70 to 1566 and encodes 498 amino acids.